This is a messenger RNA of Mercurialis annua (annual mercury), 2558 nucleotides long. RefSeq lists its product as uncharacterized. Bases 138 to 2384 code for a protein of 748 amino acids. Gene Ontology annotation, molecular function: protein binding. The record is from RefSeq and is a predicted model, not a curated record. The transcript is spliced from 4 exons. Lineage: Eukaryota; Viridiplantae; Streptophyta; Magnoliopsida; Malpighiales; Euphorbiaceae.
CUCACUUGUUUUCAAGUUUCUCUUCUCUCUCUCGAGCCUCGCGUUUAUUUAAAUAUUCAAUUGUUUACAAACGAAGAACAAUCGGACCGGAACCGGGACCGGAAUCGGAAUCGAAAUCGAACCGAAGGUUUUUGCUAAUGACGGUGUUUUACGGCGGAAAGCAGGUGGUUCCGGUUGACUACGAGGCGGAAGUUUCACAGCGGCUUCUAGAAGCAUGUCAAACCGGCGAUCUUAGAUCGGCGCUUGAAUGCAUCGGCGAUGAGUAUGUUGACGUGAACUUUGUGGGAGCAGUUACGUUGAAAUGUAGGAAAAGUGAGGUCGUACUACGCGAUGAAUCGCCGAGCGAAGUUAGUUUUUACUACGAAGAGAUUAAAACUGACGUCACGCCUCUGUUCAUUGCUGUUCAUGCUGGAAAUGUUGCUCUUGUCAAGAAAUUGCUGAGUGCAGGGGCAGACGUGAACCAGAAACUAUUCAGGGGCUUUGCGACAACAGCAGCAGUGAGGGAGGGCCAUUUAAAGAUACUGGAGAUUUUAAUCAAAGCUGGGGCAUUUCAGCCAGCAUGUGAAGAGGCUUUGGUAGAGGCGAGCUGUCAUGGACAGGCAAUGCUAGUGGAACUGCUCAUGAACUCUGAUUUGAUCAGACCCCAUGUUGCUGUACAUGCCCUUGUCACUGCAUGCUGUAGAGGAUUUGCAGAUGUUGUAGACAUUCUAGCACAGUGUGAUGUAGAUGUAAAUAUGACUGAGAGAGCGUUGUUGCUGUCAUCAAAGCCUUCUCUGCACACAAAUGUCGACUGCACUGCACUUGUUGCUGCUGUUGUCAGCAGACAAGUGGCCGUUGUCCAUAUGCUGCUUAAGAAUGGCGCCAGCACAGAUGUUAAAGUGAGCCUAGGGGCAUGGUCAUGGGACACAAUUACCGGAGAAGAGUUUCGAGUGGGUGCUGGACUUGCCGAGCCCUAUUCUAUUACCUGUUUGGCAGUGGAGUAUUAUGAAAUUACUGGUUCCAUAUUGCGCAUGCUACUUAAAAAUUUCUCCCCUAAUGCUGCUCACUUUGGGAGAACACUCCUUCACCAUGCCAUUCUCUGUGGUAAUGCUGGAGCUGUCGAUGUACUCUUGAGCUGUGGAGCCAACGUAGAGACCUCUGUCAAAACUAAGAAAUCCGAGUUUCGGCCCAUUCACAUGGCUGCUCAUUUAGGUUUAUCAACAAUCCUGCAAUGCCUAAUUGACUCAGGUUGUGAUUUAAAUUCUAAGACAGAUACCGGCGAUACAGCUUUGAUGAUAAGUGCAAAAUACAGGCAUAAAGAGUGUCUGAGAGUGUUAGCCAUGGCUGGAGCUGAUUUUGGCUUGGUUAAUGUUGCUGGUCAAUCUGUUUCUUCAAUUGCUGAGGCAAAUGGGUGGUCUCUCGGUUUCCAGCAGACAGUGCUUGAUGUUGUUAGGGCCGGAAAAUUUCCCAUAACAAGCAAUAUUACUUUGUUUUCUUCUUUAAUGCUUGUAGCUCAAGCUGGUGAUGCAGAUGCCUUAAAGAUGCUGAUCACCUUUGAAGCGACUGAUCUUGAUUAUCAAGAUGAUAAUGGUUUCUCAGCAGUUAUGCUUGCUGCUUCAAAGGGUCACGUUGAAGCAUUUAGGGUUCUGGUUUAUGCAGGGGCUGAUGUAAAACUUUGUAAUAAGGCCGGUGAAACUGCAAUCACCUUAUCUAAGCUGAACCAAAACCACGAUCUAUUUGAGAAAGUGAUGCUUGAGUUUGCAAUCGAAAAGGGCAACUGCUAUGCCGGAGGGUUCUAUGCAUUACAUUGUGCUGCUCGUCAUGGAGACUUGGUGGCAGUCAAAUUGUUGUCGAGCAGAGGUUCGGAUGUAAAUCUGCCUGACGGGGAUGGCUACACACCUCUCAUGUUGGCUGCUAAGGAAGGCCAUGGGUCUGUAUGCAAACUCUUGAUUUCACGCGGGGCAAAGUGUGAAUUCAAGAAUGCCAGAGGCGAAACUGCGCUCUCACUAGCAAGAAAAUACCCCGGAAUAAAAGAUGCAGAAAAUGCGAUACUCGACGAGAUUGCUCGCCAACUGGUCUUAGGAGGUUCCCAUGUGAAUAAAUUCACAAAGAAGGGCAAAGGAGGACCACAUAGAAAAGAACUAAUAAUGCUGGGAGAUAGCGGAGUUCUGCGAUGGGGAAAGUCCAAACGCAGAAAUGUUGUUUGCGAAGAGGCAGAGGUAGGACCGAGCCUUUCUUUUCAAAAGAAUAGACGAAAGAGUGGCGAUGCGGAUAUAGCCGGGAUUUUCCGGGUGCUGACUAGCAACAACAAGGAGUUGCAUUUUGUAUGCGAUGGCGGGUCGGAAAUGGCUGAGCUAUGGGUAAGAGGGAUAAAACUAGUUACCCGGACAGCCAUUUGCAGUUGAGCACAGACUCGAGAGGUGAACUGAGUUGGCUAUGUAGUUAGAAUUAGAAAGUAAAUGUAGAUGUUUAGAGGAGUACUUCAUCUCGAAGUCGUAGUAACUCUUACAUUGUAGAGAUUUUGAUCUCAUUAGCUGUAAAUGCCCUUUAAUCCUUAGUAAAAUUUUAGUUUUUGAUUA